AUGUCUACAAACGGUAAUUCCGUAACAACGCGACUCAUGAGUGAGCUUAAGGAAUUGGUGAGCUGCGGUGCGGAGGGUAUUAGCGCCUUCCCUGUGAGUGAUAAUCUUUUUCAUUGGAUUGCCACGCUGCAGGGCGCACCCAAUACUUUUUACGAGGGUCUCGAGUACAAACUUUCUAUUGAAUUUCCUCAAGAGUACCCCUAUUCUGCACCGGAUGUGCGAUUCAUUACACCAUGUUUUCACCCCAAUGUGGAUUCUCAUGGUGCCAUAUGCCUCGACAUCCUCAAGGAGAAGUGGAGCGCCGUCUACAGUCUUUCAAAGAUUCUCCUUUCCAUUCAAAGCCUUCUCGGAAACCCAAAUAAUCAAUCACCACUGAACCACCGCGCCGCUACACUUUGGGGUGAUGAACAGGCCUUCCGAGCAGAAGUGCUUGCGUACAGGGAAGCGAAGGCAAACGCCUCGUGUUGA
Molecule: messenger RNA, 468 nt
Organism: Trypanosoma brucei brucei TREU927
Lineage: Eukaryota; Euglenozoa; Kinetoplastea; Trypanosomatida; Trypanosomatidae
Product: ubiquitin-conjugating enzyme E2, putative
Exons: 1
Coding region: 1-468 (155 amino acids)
Source: RefSeq, a predicted model, not a curated record